Molecule: messenger RNA, 3043 nt
Organism: Linum tenue
Lineage: Eukaryota; Viridiplantae; Streptophyta; Magnoliopsida; Malpighiales; Linaceae
Source: the annotation of a GenBank genome assembly
CCCACCAUCUUCUUCCUUCUUCAAUUCAAACCCCAUAAACCCCAGAACAAAACCCACAUGCUUCUUCUUCCCUUUUCCCCCUCUCCUUCCUCUCCCUCUUCUUCCCUUUUUUCACCAUUGGAACUGUAAUUACAAACCCAAGAACUUGAAAACCCAGAAGAAGAAGAAGAAGAAAGAAAGAAAAGAUGAUCACCGGCUCCGAUUUCUACCACGUGAUGACGGCAAUGGUGCCGCUGUACGUGGCCAUGUUCCUGGCGUACGGGUCGGUGAAGUGGUGGAAGAUCUUCACCCCGGACCAAUGCUCGGGAAUCAACCGAUUCGUGGCCUUAUUCGCCGUCCCGCUCCUCUCCUUCCACUUCAUCUCCACCAACGACCCAUACGCCAUGAACUUCCACUUCAUCGCCGCCGACACCCUCCAAAAAAUCAUCAUCCUCGUCGCCCUCGCCUUCUGGUCCAACCUCACCCGCCGCGGCUCGCUCGACUGGACCAUCACCCUCUUCUCCCUCUCCACCUUACCCAACACCCUCGUCAUGGGAAUCCCUCUGCUCAAGGGCAUGUAUGGCGACGCCUCCGGGACGCUCAUGGUCCAGAUCGUCGUCCUCCAGUGCAUCAUCUGGUACACCCUCAUGCUCUUCAUGUUCGAGUACCGCGGCGCCAAGCUCCUCAUCUCCGAGCAGUUCCCCGACACCGCCGGCUCCAUUGUUUCCAUUCACGUCGAUUCCGACAUCAUGUCGCUCGACGGCCGCCACCCGCUCGAGACCGAGGCCCAGAUUAAGGAGGACGGCAAGCUGCACGUCACGGUCAGGCGCUCCAACGCCUCCAGAUCGGAUAUCUUUUCGCGGAGGUCGCAGGGAGGACUUUCGUCCAACACCCCGCGUCCCUCCAAUUUGACGAAUGCCGAGAUUUACUCUCUGCAGUCCUCCAGGAAUCCCACCCCCCGCGGGUCCAGCUUUAAUCACACCGACUUCUACUCGAUGAUGGCGGCGGGUCGGAGCUCCAAUUUUGGGGCCAAUGAUGUGUAUGGUAUGUCGGCGUCCCGCGGCCCGACUCCCAGGCAUUCUAAUUACGAUGAGGACGGUAAAGGGAGGUUUCCUGGGUACGUCCAUGGGGCUCCGCCGCCUCCGCCUGCCCAUUACCCGGCUCCCAACCCGGGGAUGUUUUCGCCGACCACCGCGGCUAAGGGUGCCGGUGCUGCUCCUCCUCCCCCUCCGGUUAAGAAGGGGAAUGCUAACGGCCAGCAGAAAGGCGGUGGUGGUGAAGAAGGGGGGAAGGAUCUUCAUAUGUUCGUGUGGAGCUCGAGCGCGUCCCCGGUUUCGGAUGUGUUUGGUAGCCAUGAGUACGGUGGUCACCAUAACCAUCAUAAUGACCACAAGGACGUUAGAGUGGCUGUUUCUCCAUCUGGGAAAGUGGAGCAGAGGGAGAAUCAUGGCGAGGAGUACUUGGUGGAGAGAGACGAGUUCAGCUUUGGGAACAGAGGAGGGGAUAUGGUGAUGAACAAUGGCCACGAAGGUGGUGGCGCCGAUGGGAAGGCGAAAAUUAUGCCCCCAACGAGCGUGAUGACGAGGCUAAUUCUGAUCAUGGUGUGGAGGAAGCUGAUCAGGAAUCCCAACACUUACUCCAGCUUGAUUGGUCUCAUCUGGUCCCUUGUCUCCUUCAGGUGGCAUGUAACAAUGCCUGCUAUAAUAGCCAAGUCCAUCUCGAUUCUGUCAGAUGCAGGGCUCGGCAUGGCCAUGUUCAGUCUCGGGUUGUUCAUGGCAUUGCAGCCAAGGAUCAUAGCAUGUGGGAAAUCAACAGCAGCUUUUGCAAUGGGGGUGAGAUUCUUUGUUGGACCAGCUGUCAUGGCAGCUGCUUCCAUUGUGGUUGGCCUCAGGGGCACUCUCCUUCACAUUGCCAUUGUCCAGGUUUGUUUGUUUGUUUCUCUGUUGCCCUUUUCCUUUUGGGACCCCAAGCCUUUUGUAGGGUACCCUUUGUGUGGUUUUGUUUGUGUUUUGCCCCCUCCUGACACUACCAAUUCCCCUCUCUUUCAUUAUUAACUCCUGAAACAAGAUCUUUAGCUUCAUUAUCAAUUGCUUAUAUGAGGAUAAGGCUCAAUUCUUUCCUUGUAGUGUUUACUUGUUUGGAUUUACUAUCUUAACUCUUAGCUACCUGUUUGUGUAGUACAUGUACCAUAGGAAUGAUGAAUUCUUACUAACAGUAAAUGUUGUUUUUGUGUGAAUGGACAAACCCAACCCUCUCCCCCCCUUGAACAAAAAAACAAAACAGGCAGCUCUACCACAGGGGAUUGUUCCCUUUGUCUUUGCUAAGGAAUACAAUGUGCAUCCUGAUAUUCUAAGUACUGGGGUCAUAUUUGGGAUGCUCAUUGCCCUACCCUUCACCCUUGUCUACUACAUUUUGCUGGGACUAUGAGAAAGGAGGAGGAUGGAAGAGAUGGACAAGAGAGAGAAUACUGAAAAAAGGUUAACUAAGCAGCAAGGUUAAAGAGGGAGGUUGAAUGUCAUUCAACCAAACAAUGCCUUGGUAGGAUUUUGUGGUUUUGUGAAGUGAAGAAGUAGGAAGCAAUGGGUCAAAGCAGCAAGCAAUCUCAAAUGGCCUCAAACCAAGUCUGAGAUUCACUGACCAAAAUCUUUUGUUGUCCCUUUUGUUAUUUUCUCCCCCCUCAUUUUGAUGUUAGGUAAAAAGGGUUGCAAGUCAAAUUAUUAAGGAGCAAAAAGAACAAGAAAUGUCUCACUACUACCCUUCACAUUCCCCUUUGAUUGUAAUUAUAGUUCUCACAUUAACUUAUCCUAUGUUGUAUCAUCAAUUCGUUCCAACGAUGUUAGCACGUAUUAAACUUUCCGUAGCCAAAUUCACCAAGUUGAUCCAUCUUUUCUAUUUUUCGUUUUCAUGAAGAAUAGUAGUGAUAUGAUGACGGGGGACCUCAUUGGAAUAUUAGGGGACAAACAAUGGUCACUUUCUUCUGCUACCAAUGCCUUGGCCUUGCUCUCUCUCUCUCUCUCUCUCUCUUUCUGGCUGUUCUGUCUUCUCUGAUUAAGUGAUUCCUCAG